Messenger RNA from Petromyzon marinus (sea lamprey), 5747 nucleotides. Its product is annotated as semaphorin-3C-like. Gene Ontology annotation, biological process: semaphorin-plexin signaling pathway; positive regulation of cell migration; neural crest cell migration. Gene Ontology annotation, cellular component: plasma membrane. Lineage: Eukaryota; Metazoa; Chordata; Hyperoartia; Petromyzontiformes; Petromyzontidae. Gene Ontology annotation, molecular function: chemorepellent activity; semaphorin receptor binding. The record is from RefSeq and is a predicted model, not a curated record.
GGAAUAAUCUGCUUAGUACUGAACACCCAGUAGACUGAGUUCUCACAAUUGUCGUGGACAUAAACAGACGAACCAUUGUUUUCCCAUGAAAUGUACACUUCGUUAUUUUCCCCACGUUUUAAUUUGACAGUCAUAAAAAAAACAAGCGUACACAUUACACUUGCAGGAGAGCUUCCGCGUCGCUAGUUAAUCAUCAACUCGCCGUUUGAAUAUAAAAAGGGGGGCAUUAGGUGGACUAAGGAGGGACGCUUUUUCUGACAAACUUUUGCAACAACAAAAAAAACGUAGAUUUGUUGUUUUUUUUUUCACUUAAAAUCCACACAAGACUGGUUUGUUGGUUGCCACCGGGGAGAGUCGGCGGACGAAUUUUGACGAAACAAAUGUUUUUUGUAUAUAUAUGUGCGCGAUCAAACUCCGAAAAGUGCUCUUUUAGAAAAAAAUAAUAGCCUGUGGAGAGAGCGUGCGAUUAGGCGUAGCUACAGAGGAAGACGGCUGCACGUGGUGUGCGCGCUGGGUUCACAGUCGUGCUCGCUUGUCGCAUGCAGCAGGUGAAAAAUGUCACCGGCGGUUUAGCCACACCAUGAACUAACAUUCGCUUUUCCGUGGGGCACCUUAAACUUUGAACAUGUGCAUGAGGUGUCAGAAAAUGGAUUGCAUCGCUCUGCUCCUCACGCUGGCUAUCGUCUGCGCCGACGGUACGGCUCAACAGCACAAGGUGCCAAGAAUACGCCUCUCCUUUCAAGAACUCGUGGCAACUCAGUCUUCAGAGCACUUGCACCCAAUGCAUGGCUCAUCGGAUUAUCACAUCCUUCUGAUGGACGAAGACAAGGACAGAAUCUAUAUCGGAGCAAAGGAUUACGUCUAUUCACUCGAUAUGAAUAAUAUCAGCAGGACGCCUCUCAAAGUUCAUUGGCCGGUUGGGCCACUGAGGGAAGAAGAAUGCAAACUGGCUGGAAAAAAUCCCCAAGAUGAAUGCGGGAAUUUUGUACGAGUGGUGCAGUCAUUUAACAGAACGCAUUUGUACAUCUGCGGCACCGGGGCUUUCCAGCCCAUUUGUACUUUUAUCACCCAUUCUUCUCUUGCACAGAACGUGGAACUAAAAAUCCCAGUGGAGAAAGCAGACUCCGGGAGGGGGAAAUGCUCCUACAGCCCUAAACUUGAGAGCAUUUCUUUCAUGGCAAACGAGGAGCUUUACUCGGCGGUUUACACCGACUUCAUGGCCACUGACGCAGCCAUUUUCAAAACGAUGGGAAGGCUUCCCCCGAUACGCUCUGACCAGUACAACUCAAAGUGGCUAAACGAGCCGGUGUUUUUGGCCAUCCAGAGGAUCCCAGAAAGCAGCGACAGGAAUGACGACAAGCUUUAUUUCUUUUUCCGAGAGAAAUCAGCUAACGGAGGGACUGGGAAAACGUCCGUUUCUCGCAUUGGGAGAAUUUGCCUGAACGACGCUGGCGGUCAGCGCAGCCUUGUCAACAAGUGGAGCACGUUUGUCAAGGCGAGGCUGGUCUGCUCGGUAACGGACAACACAGGCAUAGAGACGCACUUUGAUGAGCUUCAGGACGUUUUCAUAUUAAACACAGAAGACAUGAGGCAGCCCAUAAUAUAUGGAUUAUUCAGUACUGCUGGAUCUGUAUUCAAGGGUUCUGCUAUCUGCAUAUAUAGCAUGGCCGAAGCACGGCAAGUGUUCAACGGGCCUUUCGCACAAGUCGAAGGACCUGGAUAUCAGCAGCUUCCAUACCAAGGAAAGAUCCCAUACCCAAGGCCCGGAACAUGCCCAGGAGGAACGUUCACACCUUAUAUGAAAUCCACCAAAGAUUUCCCUGAGGAAGUGGCCAAUUUCAUACGGAAUCACCCACUCAUGUACAACCCCAUCUACCCCAUCGCCAAGAAGACCUUGAUCAUGCGAGUAAACACAGACUACAAGAUCACUAAAAUUUCAGUCGACCGAGUUGUGGCUGGGGAUGGCACCUAUGACGUCUUGUUCCUCGGAACAGACAUUGGAACCGUGCAAAAGAUAACAGUUUUGCCAAAGCAUGACGGCCUGUCCGAGGAGCUGUUUUUGGAGGAGGUAGAUGCUUUCAAGGUUCCAACACCAAUUCUCUCCAUGAAAAUAUCUUCGAAAAAGCAACAGCUGUUCAUUAGCUCGGCGAAGGGCAUCACCCAGCUCGCUCUGCACCACUGUGGCAUCUAUGGCAAGGCGUGUGCCGAAUGCUGCCUCGCAAGGGACCCAUACUGUGCGUGGGAUGGACAGCAGUGUUCCCGAUAUUACCCAACAAACAAACGGAGGAGAAGGCGUCAAGACAUAAGGCAUGGCAAUCCAUUAACAGAAUGUAAAGGAUUUAAUGUAAGAUCAUACAGGGAAGCAGUGGAAUCUCGGCAGUUUGGAGUAGAGGGAAGCAGCGUGUUCUUGGAGUGCAUGCCCAGAUCCGCGCAGGUGUCCGUGAAAUGGAUUGUGCAGCGACAUGACACGAAGAGAAAGAAAGAGGUUAUUUACAAUUCCAACAUAAUGCAAACGGAGCGAGGGCUCCUGUUUCGCGUGCUGCACGUAAACGACAGUGGGACGUAUUACUGCCUCACCGUGGAGUACAACUUCAAGCACACCGUGGCCAAGUACAGCUUGAGAGUCAUGGACAUCGCAAUGGCCAGCGUCUUCACCGGGGAGGAGCCCCAGAAGCCCUGGCACCCGUCCCACCCCUCCAGCUUUGCACACGGUGCCCAGUUGCCCUACAAGGACUUCUCUCAGCUGCACGACCACCCGGGCAUUUUGGCCGGCAUCAGCGCUUGCCAGCCACAGAGGCAGCCCGAGGCAGGGUCAGACGUGCAGGCGGACGAGAGACGCCUGAAGGAGCACGAGGAGAGGACAAAGAGAAGGGACAGGAGCCAGAGGAGGGUCGUGGUAAAGAAAUCGUGAUGGCAUCUUCUGUGCCGUAGCCAUUAUUCUAGCUAACAAUUCUGGGGCUUUUUUUUUUAAAGAUGAUCUUUUAUUUUUAGAUGUUGUUAGUUUCAUGUUAUAUUUUAGAUUUUUUUUUACAUAACCUGUGUAAAUAAUUACUAGCACAUUUUCUGUUGCAUUUAAAGGGCGUGAUUAGGGCUACUCUAUGACAUUUGUAAAUGAAUUAUAUUCUCGCUGUUGCUCACCCAGCAGUACAAAGUGGGAAGACCACACUGAGUCGAUCGACAGGCCACGUGUGGUGGGGUAGAGUGUGGGCAACUCUCACCUCUUUCAAGACGUCUGGCCAUGGAACAGUAUGCCAAAAUAUCCUGGAGAGGAGCUCACCAGAGGCCCCUUCUGCCAGCAGUGGUGCGAACAAGCAAUUGCAAGGCUGCACCUUUUACAUUUUGUUCAGCAGCCCUUUGCCAAGGCUUCUUUUUUUUGGUAGUUGGGUUAUUCACCCCAUUAAUGGCAGGCAUCGUUCUGAAGGGAUCGCCUUCGCACGCAAUAGCCAUGUACUGCUCGCGAAGCCGAUGCGGCAGUCACUGCAUUGUGACAGCCGUGUGUUCUCAGCGGUGUACGCGUGCGCUCUUCCACUCUAUUUACCAAGCAGGCACUUCUUUAAUUUUGUGUGUGUGUCUAGACGUCUCUCGGCAGAUUGUUUACUUUGCAUCGUCUCCCCACUGCGGGAGGGGACCUAAAUGUAUGUUAAACUUUAUUCGCACCGUACGUAACCAACCGUGCCAAUCGGAGGUGCCGGGGGAACGACGACAAAGUAACGCACGAAAAAGCAGUUCUCAAGGAAUGAGUUUUCAAUCUAGAUUUUAAAAUGCAUAUCCCCCAGUGGCUUCCUAAUAUCGGACGGAAGAACGUUCCAGACGGCUGCAGUGACCGCCUAAAUAGUAGGACGUGAGAGCAUCCCAUAGGGAGUCGUAAUACUUCUCUCGAACACGAUGCUCUAAUGCAGAGAGCAUCGUGUUAAGAGCAUCGUAAUAAAAAUGCCGCAUGGAUUAACUGUGAAAUAAAAUGAACUACUGUCCUGUACUCCAUUUUUCUCUGAUAUCUGCCUUUUUAAUUCGUCGAUCAUGCAAAUUCUUUGAUUCGACUUGAAACCAUCGAUGCGUAUUUGAUCACUGACAAUGACGGUCUCUCGUAUUUUUUUACGCAAAAUACCGAGGAAGCGUUGUUUAACCCUUCCUUUAGAAGUGGCGUCCAGAUUGUUUUGGCAUUUAACUUCACAAAGCACUAAAAUUUAACCUGAAACAAUACAAAUAUCAACGGGUUUUACUCAGCAUAUAUUAUAGUGCCCAUUAUGGGAAACAUCUCGUCAUGUAUGUACUGUAUGUUGAUUUUCGUUCGCUCUGUACGGAGCCAACCGCGCUAACCGGAGGGGCUAUAUAUUUACCUUUAUCGAUCACUAGAGGGCGAUAUUCAAAUGGCAACGUCUUUUACAUUAAUUAUUAAACAAAGUUAGUGAAGCAAUAAUUCCACUGCUGGCAAACUUCAUUUUGAUUUAUGGCAGAAAUUGUAUUCCCACACAAUUUAAAUAUUGCUAUUUGCUGAAUAUGUUUCAUAAACUAAACUAGAACCAUAUUUAAACGCGGAAGGGAAAACAUCGGAGGACCGGGAGAAAAAUCCACGCGACCACCACUGAAAAAGAACACACAGACUCAACAGGCAUUGUCAGGGUCCGGAUCGAUUAUAACCAUGCUCUGCAUUUACAUGUAGAGCCCAUAUUUGUCAAUCCAUUGGUGGAUAAGGAACUCCCCCGAUGUCUUGCAAGCUGUGGGAACUACGUGGCCAUAUUUCACCACGCUGGUCAGUGUGGGUUGAAUGUGAGAGAUGAGUGCAUAACGCAUUUUGUUGCACUGUCCUCUGCUGCCAACGAUACCUCUACUACACGUGACGUUUUGUAUAUGGGGGCUGUCAUCUACCCAAGUGCUAUCCAGGCUCAACCAUGGGGGCAUUCCUGGUCAUUUUAAUUAAAACUAAUUCAUACAGAGACUAAUUCAAGCUGGAUAUACCUCAUAAACCCACAGUAAACAACAAUGUAUGCAGAUAAAUUAAUAGACCAGUGUAACUUUAUCUGCCACACCACUGGUUGUUAUCAAGGUUAACCUAGGAUAACUUGUUUGCUUAUCAAAGGUGACUUUUACGCUGUAAUAAACUAACUACAUAGCAAAUCUAAGCAUUAGCUGUAAAAUAAACGCCAAGAUAUUUCAAUGAAGCUUACACUUUUAUCCUGACAUUUAAACUGGAAUUACUGCUUACAUUUUACACAAAUGUGCACAUUCACUAAAAUCGUACAUUCAUACGUGACGCAAUGUUUUUUCUAUGCUGUUUGAAUUUCAAAACCAGCGUGGGGGGAGGGGGGUAUGUGACCAGAUGGCCCAGAAGUCAGCGCUUUGAGCUGCUCCCACUAUGAUCCUGGGUUGAAUUCCAGUCAGCUGCCUGCGACGAUUACACGGUGUUCUCAAGUGUAGUGAGGUGAUGCUCUCAGCCUGGCUAAAACUGACUGCACACCCCCCCCCACACCCCUAUAAUAUUGAAUUUGGCUUUGCACUUAAUUAGACAAAAUUCCAACUGUGAGAAUUAAAAUAUCGCUUUGACUGUCACGCGACGAACAUUACUCUCAUGCGGAGUGAGUGGGAAAAUGCUGCCCCUCUGUUGUAUGGAUGAGACGUGACUUGAAGCCAUCGCAGUAGGUAGCUCUGCGAUAUUCACUUCCGUGGGAAAUUCUCUAACACAACGCGUUGCAACUGAUGGAUACUUUGUCACGUGAUAUGAUGACAGUGGCACAAUUAUGAUACAAUUG